UGCAUGUGAGUCCAGUCUCAACUCUCAAGCCUAUAAACCACAACACACAACCUGCGUAAGCGCAUAAAAAACGGUGCGAUCUGAAGCAAGUAUGGAGGUAGACUCACACAUCCGUUCAGACACGGCGCAGGUGGGGUUUCCGUCACAUACCGAUGUUGCGGUGAUUGAGACCAUCCGCAAGCAAUUCGAUUUCUACUUCAGUGAUGCAAACCUGGCGAAGGAUCAGUUCCUCAGGCAACACAUCGUGCGCUCGUUGCACGCCAAGAAAACACACAGGCGACUCGCAGUGCAAGGAGACCUGUCGAAAAAUGGCGAAGAAAUUGAUGUUCGGGGGAUGAUUGAUCUGCGAGUGGUUGCCGAGUUCAACCGGAUCAGGCAACUGACAAGAGAUUUCAGGUGUGUACGAGAGGCUGCUAGACUAUGCACGGCACUCACGAUAGCGGAUGUGAUUGUUAUAGAUAGAACCGGUCACCAUGACACGCGCAACUCUGAAGGAGCCUUACACACAGCAGACACAGCACAACACAAGAAUGUGGGCGAGAGUAUGGAGGACGACGCAGAGAAGAUCGACAGCGAUGCAAGGGUGGAUAGUACUACGGGAAAACGGAGAGUCAUGACAUUAAUAGGACUAGUGCAGCCUCUACCCCCUUUCCAACUGCAGGCCGAUGAUAAGCGGUCGGUGUAUGUUGAAGGCUUGCCCAACACAUCGGAUCACAAUACGUUGCGAGAGGCCUUCGGCAUAUACGGCUCCGUUACGCACGUGAGCAUCCCGCGCUUCAAAGACAGGUCCAUCAAGGGCUUUGCCUUCAUCGAGUUUGAGACAGUGGAUGCGUCACAUGCCUGCGCGAAGAAACUGACAAAAUACAUGCCCCCGCGUAAUGCGAUUGGUCCGGACGGCGACAGACAUAAGGGAGCGCCAGUCAUCUUACAAGCCAUUCUGAAAGAGGAGUGGUCACGGCUGAAAGCCGCCUACAUGAAACUACAGCAGGAAGCACUCGGGAAGCUCAAGAGAUACCAAGAAGCAAACAAGUCCAGUGCUGAUGCAGCCAAUACGCAUAACAAUACGCAGAAGACAUCCGUACAACCUAUUGAGAGUGCGUAUAAGGGGUCUCUGAAAAGAGAUAGAAACAGUGACACUCCCGGAAGGACAGGGGAUGGCAUAGAUACAGGCGCAAGCACACGAACCGCUAACGAGCCGGCUUACACAAAAGGACUGAUUGUCCGAUUGAACAAUGUUAACCCCAACACGCGGAAGAAUAAGUUGAAGACAGCCUUCGAGGUCUACGGGGACGUAGCCUUUGUCGAUUUUACAGUGGGGAAGACUUCGGCCUUCAUCCGGUUUACCAAUCCAAAGCACGUGCAAGACCUGCUGACGAACUUCAAGUCGGUGCCGGAGAUACAGGACGAUGGUAAAGAAGUGGUUGUAAGCUUACUGGACGGGGAAUUCGAAGCGCAAUACUGGAGUAAACUAGGCCCUAAGGCCAAAGCUGCCGCCAGACAGGUGAAGGCAUCAACUGAAGUAACGAGUGAGGAGAGCUCAGUAUCAAAGGAUGCAGCUGUAGCCCGAACAUUCGGCAAUGCAGAUAACGUUCAAGGGGAUGAAAACGCAUCGAGAAAACGUGUAAAGACCUCGCCAGCACGUGCGUCAGUGGCAGAAACAGCAACGGUGCAUGCGGAUAACAAACGACCGUUUAGUGACAUUGCGGAGGGUGCCACCUUGAUGGGGGGCCAAGGCAAGCGGAAGCGGAAAAAGACUCAAAAGCGCGUGCAUGUGAAGUUCGAUGAAGAAGAUAGCACACCAUCACAACAAGCUACAGCAGGUGACAAUCAUGCCAAUUCUGAUGACAAAGCUAUUUCUAAUACCGUGGAACUCGAGGAGGCUGGGAAGAAGCCGGUACAGCCCCCACAAAAAGGUGUUCAAAAAGGGGCUGAUACUCAUGAGACGUCAGGUGACGUGAUACAAAAAUCAGAGAUGGCGAACGAUCUAACCCGUCAAAUAAACUCUUGAUAAUGAGCAG
Messenger RNA from Sphaeroforma arctica JP610, 2018 nucleotides. RefSeq lists its product as hypothetical. The transcript has 11 exons. Gene Ontology annotation, molecular function: mRNA binding. The record is from RefSeq and is a predicted model, not a curated record. Gene Ontology annotation, cellular component: nucleus. Lineage: Eukaryota; Ichthyosporea; Ichthyophonida. The coding region runs from base 92 to 2008 and encodes 638 amino acids.